AUGGACCAUCAACCUAUAGUGCUCCCUAUAAGGCUUCAGCCUUCCAAUUUGCGACCAAUCGCAUACAGAAUCCUUUCCAAAAAACACGGCUUGAAUAUCAAAUCAGAUGCUCUUAAAAUACUCGCCGACUAUAUUGGUCCAAAGUUUGGUAAUGAAUGGAAAUCUGCUAAAUCACAACAUUUCUUGGAAGAGAUAGCUAGAAUAUGGAAAGAGCAGGAUAGAGGGCUUUUCAUCGAUGGUGAAGGUCUUGGUGAGGUGAUGAAAGAGAUUGAUUCGUUGAAUACAAAAGUUGCAAAAAAGAUGAAUCCAAGCUCAACAACUCAUCAACCGGUUCAAACUUCAGUGGAUGCUUUGAUGGCUGGUAGAAGAGAUACUAUUGUUGAUGAAAUAACAAUAAGUGAAGACGAAGUCUCAAGAACUAGCCCACCAACUAGCGUAUCACCACCUCCAAUCAGAGAAUCGUUGAAUUGGAAAGAUUAUUUCAAAGUUAUUAAUGCAUUUGAUCAACCUUUAUUUGAUUAUAACCAUCAUAGAAAGCAAUAUGAACUUUCCAAAACUAAAGAUUCCAAAUUUACGUCAACUUCUGUCGAUGCCAAUAUAUCAUUAUUUCAAAGAAGAUUCCAUAUAGUGAAAGAUAGAUUAUUAAGAAAUGAAAACUUUCAAGCAAGCUCUUUUAAUGCAUUUUCAUCUAUUCAAGGAGAUUCAGAAAAUAAUUCAAUAACACAAAUCAAGAACCUUUUGGGUAGAAAUAAUCAAAGGUUCAUGUUAUUUGGGAUGUUAACAUUGAUAAAUGGUGAUUGGCAUCUACAAGAUCAUUCUGAUAAAAUCCAACUAGAUAUAUCACAAGCGGAACCAAAUUUGGGUUCUUAUUACGUCCCCGGUAAUAUGGUUUUAGUUGAUGGGAUUCAUGCAAGUGGUAAAUUUUAUUGUUCAUCAAUGGGUCAUCCACCUGGUGAAAGAAGAAUUGAUACAUUAGAGGCAAAUGGUAAUAUAGAUUUCUUGGGGAUACAUGCAAAUUUAAGAAUUGAUAAAGAGUUGAAUUCGAAACUGAAAUUAUUAGAAAGGGAAAUGGAUCAGAAAAUCAUAAUAUUGGGAUCAAACUGUUAUUUAGAUGAUUUGAAAACUUUAGAUGCUUUAUCAAAAUUAUUUAAUAAACUAUCAGAAGAACCAAAUGACCUUCCAAUUUCGAUAGUUUUCAAUGGUUCAUUUGCCUCUUCGCCAAAGCAUUCAUCAGAAUAUAAAAAUCUUUUCGAUUCAUUGGCUGCAAUAUUGGAUACAUUCCCCGUUAUUUCUGGUAAUGUUCAAUUAGUUUUCAUCCCUGGAGAAAAUGAUCAAUGGCAAACUCCACUAUGGCCAAAGCAAACAAUCCCUAAAAUAUUCGGAAAUAGAAUCAAUAGAGUUGCAAGAAAUGUCCAAUGGGCUUCAAAUCCUACAAGAAUGGUGUAUCUUUCUCAAGAAAUUGUCAUUGCAAGAGAUGAUUUAGGUUCAAGACUAAGAAGAAAUACUGUUUUGUUUCCUAAACUGAACAAGAAACUGGAUGAUGAAGAUGAAGACCUCGAUGAAGGAGAAGAUGACAAUGGGGAUGAGUCAAGAACUGAGAUUGAAAGAUUAGAAUCAUUACCACCAAGAAUAUCAGAAGCUAGAAAAGUUGUCAAGACAAUUUUGGAUCAAGGUCAUUUAAGUCCUUUUGCUAAAAAUUUAAAACCUAUAAUAUGGCAUUUAGAUCACACAUUACAUUUAUCGCCAAUUCCGUCAGUCCUUAUACUUUCAGAUCCAUCUUCACCUGCAUUUGAUGUCACCUAUAAUGGGUGCAGAUGUUUAAAUCCAGGUAUACUCAUACAAAAAAGAAAAUUAAACUACAUUGAAUACAGUUUAUCAACCAGAAAAGCUGAAAUUAAGGAAUUGCAUUUUUAG
Molecule: messenger RNA, 1914 nt
Organism: Hansenula anomala
Lineage: Eukaryota; Fungi; Ascomycota; Saccharomycetes; Phaffomycetales; Wickerhamomycetaceae
Gene: DPB2
Product: DNA polymerase epsilon noncatalytic subunit
Exons: 1
Coding region: 1-1914 (637 amino acids)
Biological process (GO): DNA-templated DNA replication; error-prone translesion synthesis
Cellular component (GO): epsilon DNA polymerase complex
Molecular function (GO): DNA binding
Source: RefSeq, a predicted model, not a curated record